Esox lucius (northern pike) is the source of this 3286-nucleotide messenger RNA. RefSeq names its product zinc finger protein 2 homolog. Bases 251 to 2278 code for a protein of 675 amino acids. Gene Ontology annotation, biological process: regulation of transcription by RNA polymerase II. NCBI's taxonomy places the organism in Eukaryota, Metazoa, Chordata, Actinopteri, Esociformes, Esocidae. Gene Ontology annotation, molecular function: DNA-binding transcription factor activity; RNA polymerase II cis-regulatory region sequence-specific DNA binding. The transcript is spliced from 4 exons. The record is from RefSeq and is a predicted model, not a curated record.
ACUCUCAGACAACAGGACACCGUUCAACCUCCGCUGUUGCUCCCGGUUUUGGAAGCUUUCUAGCUAAUACCAAACCAAGAAAUUACAGCUUUAAAACAUUUUGUUUGUGAUAAACCCAUAAUUACCAACACAUAGUUUGAUAGUUACUCUAUGUAAUUUUAUUUUUACAAUAUCAGUUACCUAACUGGUUAGAAUGGCCUAACAUUACUGUAACCUAAUCGCUAAAACUAGCAAGCUAACAUCCCUGAUUAUGAGCUCACAGCAAUACCGCGCAAUUGCUUUAAAACAGGCCUGGACGGAGGGAGAAGCUUUCGUGAAAGAGAAGGAACGUAGGAUUGUCACUGUUAAAAAGGAAGUAGACGGGGAGACUUUAAGAGUAAUAAAGAGAGAGGAUGCUCCUUUAAAAGAAGAGGAUUCCUUUGGAGUGAAAGAGGAGGAUGAGGAGAUAACUGUCACUUUAAAGGAAGAGGAACUGACAAAAGAUCCUACUAACUACAUGAAAGAGGAGGACAUUAAUGUUACGGUUAGAGAAGAGGAAGACGUAUUUGGAGUGAAGGAGGAAGGAGAGAUUACUGUCACAUUGGAAGAAGAUGACCAGGAGGACAUUGUAACAGCGGAGGAGGACAUUAAUGUCACAGUUAGAGAAGAGGAAGACGUAUUUGGAGUGAAGGAGGAAGGAGAGAUUACUGUCACAUUGGAAGACGAUGACCAGGACAUUGAAAACCGCUCAAAACCAGGCUCAUACAAUGGACCCAGUUUUACAGCAUCAACAAACAGUAAACAAGGCAGACCAAAGCCCUGCUGUACUAAAAACGUCCUCAAAUCAAACAAACUAAUCAAACAAACAAAGCUUUACCCCUGCUCCCGUUGUAAUAAGAGCUUCAGUCAAUCAGUAGAACUGAGGAGUCAUCAGAGGUCACACUGUGGAGAGAAGCCCUACAAAUGCUCUCAAUGUGGGGAAGGAUUCACUCAGCUAGGAAGCCUGAAUCGUCAUCAAAGAAUACAUACAGGGGAGAAGCCUUACAAAUGUACCCAGUGUGGAAAGAGCUUUAAUCAUUCAGGAAGCCUUACACAACAUCAAAGAGUACAUACAGGCGAGAAGCCUUACAAAUGCUCAGAGUGUGGAAAGGGCUUUUAUCAUUCAGGAAGACUUCGAGAACAUCAAACAGUGCAUACAGGAGAAAAGCCUCACCAAUGUACCCAAUGUGGGAAGAGUUUCAGUCGGACUGGAAUUCUUAAGAUUCAUGAAAAAUCUCACACAGGAGAGAAACCUUUCCACUGCUCUGUCUGUCAGAAGAGUUUUACAAGAGAAGUAACUCUAAAGGUUCAUGAAAGAGUCCACACUGGAGAGAAACCAUUCCAUUGCUCCACAUGUGGCAAGCGUUUCAUUGGUAAACUAAACCUUAAUAGACAUAUGAGAGUACAUAGUGGGGAGAAGUCUUUUCUCUGCACACAGUGUGGAAAGUGCCUGAGUAAUUCAAAAACGCUUAAGGAACAUCAGAGGAUACAUACAGGGGAGAAACCAUACCACUGCUCUCAGUGUGGAAAACAUUUCCGUUUUGCAGGUGACCUACAGAAACAUCAGCGAUCACAUAGUAAGGAAAAGCCUUACCACUGUUCUGUAUGUCAGAAAAGUUUCUCUCAGCAACGAAACCUAAAGACUCAUCAGCGGAUACAUAUUGGAUGGAAACUUGCCAGUACUCUCAAUGUAAUUGUUAAAGAGGAAGAGGGUGAGAGGAAAAUCAAUGAGGGGGAGAGAAAAGUUCAGGAGGGCAUUAGUGUAGUUGACUCAAGUACAUCAACGAUACCUGGUCGUAAGAUUUACCCAUGCCCUCAAUGUGGGAAGAGUUAUAGUUCCUCUAGUAAUUUAAAGACUCAUCAAUUACUACACACUGGAGAAAAACCUUUCCACUGCUCUGUGUGUGGGAAAAGUUUCAGAAAGAAAGUAACUCUUCAGAGACAUGAGAAAGUACAUGAGAAAGAGACAAUUAAAGAAAGACCUUUCCACUGCUCUGUAUGUGGAAGCAGUUUUGUUGAGAAAGCAUCCCUUAAGAGACAUGAGAAAAUACAUAGUAAAGAAAAACCUUACCACUGCUCCCAAUGUGGAAAGAAUUUCAAAGUGGCAGAUGCCCUAAAGAAACAUGAGAGAUUACACAACAAAGUGAAACCUCCCUUUUCCUUAAAUGUGGUUAUCAAGGAUGAGGGAGAAGAGAUUGAAUUUAAGGAAGAAUUAGAUUUGGAGCAAUAUAAGACAGAAGUAAAGGAAGAGGGAACAUAAGCUAACUCCAUAUGAAUGUGAAGUGCCUCCUGUCCUUGCAACCUUCCUCACCCAGUGUCACCCAGUUGACUAAUUCAGAAUAGUAACUGUCUGCAAUAGCUUCCCAAACGGUAUGUGGGAGACUGAGACCAAGUGGAAGAAUAUUCUAUGGUCUGGGAGAUCAAAAUAGAGCCUUUUGGUUUCAGUGCUAAGCACUGUUUGGUGCCAACCUAAAACUGCCCAUUCUGAGAACACCAUCCCUACCAUGAAGCAUGGUAAUGGGCAGCGUCAUGCUAUGGGGAUGCCCCUCUGCAUCAGAGCCUCAAAAGCUUAUGAACAUGAAGCUAUACUGGAUUCAGUAAAGUACAGAGAAAUUCUGGAAGAAAACCUUUUGAAGUCUGCAUGAGACCUGGGACUGGAGAUCAUUCAUCUUCCAGUUGGACAAUGACUCCAGAAACAACAAAGUCAAUGUCCUGGAAUGGCCCAGUCAAAGAUGGCUGUGUCCAGAUGUGCAAAGCUAGUACAGACAUAUCCACAUAAACUCAUGACUGUAAUUGCUGGUAUAUUUCCCUGCACCAAAUAUGCAAUCCAGUAUUUCUCUGUAUUUUAUUUGUAAUUCACUUUAAACAAUUUUAUUUUUGACAUUAUGGACCUUCUUGUGUUGAUCAAUGGCAAUAAUACAUUUUGAUUUCAUGUUGUAACACAAUAAAGUGUGUAAACAUCCAUGGGGGGUGAAUACUUUUGAGAGCCAUUUCAUUUGACCUAACCUACUAGGGACUCUAUAACAGGGACCAUGUUUUGUAUUUUUUCUAUAAAAGGGACCAAUUAUUUUUCUGUACAAAUGCCUCAACUUAUCAAAAAGAAAAACGCUUUUGUUCAAGGGAUUCAAUUAGAUUGGGGAUAAUCGGCAUGUUUCAAAGGCAACCAGUGGUCUGAUUGGGAUUGUGGCCUUAGUCUAGUCUUUGUGAAAACGUUUUUGUCUGGAUAGAUAGCUUGGACAACACCACCAAUGUCUCACACAUUAAACCC